CAUAUUUUGCUAUCAUAAACAGUACAAACAUGUACCCGAGUACAAGUAUCUAUAUGUGUUUCACGCAUGUUCAUCGAUUAGUACGCACAGCGCUACCGUAUAAAGUACAGACUAUAGAGAGCUCCUUUUGCGGUAACGUUCGAUCCACGUCGCACGUGGACUCCUGAUCCCCUUACCAGGUAUUUACUCUGACAAUCAUGUUCUUAAUAAUUUUAAACAGCUCCUUGGAUGGGUGAAACGGUCGCAUCGCUUGUGGAGUUUGCGUAAACAUUAAAUUAGUGGAAAACCGAAAAAAACAAUUUUGUGCCGUCGCAUUCUAUUAAUCAUUGUUCUCACUGGACCAAAAAUCGAAAAGAAUUCAACCGUACUAAAAAGGUUAAAACGGAAAUGGAGACCUCGGGGAAGCCUCCCACAUCAUGGGCUCAGCGCAAAGAUACUGUGUUUAUUAGUGUGCUCUUGGAAGAUGUUAAGGAUCUUAAGGUCAAUAUCGAGAAAGAGAAUGUGUACUUCAGUGGCAAAUCCGGACCUGACAUUAAACUGUACGAAAUGAAUUUUGACCUCUAUUCGGAAGUCAAUCCAGACGAAUCCAAAUACUUUCUGAAGGACCGACAAGUCGACAUAGUUCUGAGGAAGAACGAUGCAGCAGCUCCUUUUUGGCCCCGAUUGCUCAAAGGCUCCAUGAAACCCGGUUGGCUGAAGACAGAUUUUAGUCGAUGGCGAGAUGAAGAAGACGAAGCUGGUGGCGACGACGAUGAUGAAAAUGGUGCAGACUUUCAAAACCUUUUACACAAAAUGGGUGGGAAUGCGCAACCAGACACCGGAGCUGGAGAUGCAAGUACCGAAAACGCUCACGCCGUUGUGGAUUCGGAUGACGACAUCGAAGAAGAAAUGCCGAAGCUUGAAGGAUAGCAGUCAAAUUGUGUCUGACAAUAGCUCUUGCACACGAAAGGCGGGCUUGCAGUUCUGGGCAAAGAAAAUAAGUAAUGCCUUCGUUUUUUCUGCACUUGGCACUCAUUACAGUGGUCAAAUAAGCCGCAUUAUGAUCUUUUUUUGGUGUGGUUUGUGAGAAAUUUUUCUUUUUCCUUUUUGUUUUUUUUUCAUCUUCCAGUACGGUAUAGUAGAUCGACAGUUUUCGGAUACAAGGAGAAAGACAUCUGUCAAAGCGGAAUGAGCAUUAUAAUCAUUUUUUAAAAGUAACUGCAAGUAAUAUUUCCAAACGACAAA
Molecule: messenger RNA, 1224 nt
Organism: Paramacrobiotus metropolitanus
Lineage: Eukaryota; Metazoa; Tardigrada; Eutardigrada; Parachela; Macrobiotidae
Product: prostaglandin E synthase 3-like
Exons: 6
Coding region: 388-909 (173 amino acids)
Biological process (GO): chaperone-mediated protein complex assembly; protein folding
Cellular component (GO): cytosol; nucleus
Molecular function (GO): Hsp90 protein binding; protein-folding chaperone binding
Source: RefSeq, a predicted model, not a curated record